Molecule: messenger RNA, 978 nt
Organism: Hydatigera taeniaeformis
Lineage: Eukaryota; Metazoa; Platyhelminthes; Cestoda; Cyclophyllidea; Taeniidae
Source: the annotation of a GenBank genome assembly
AUGGAUGGUUUUGAUGUCAUCGAGCAGAUAGCGGGUGGACUGUGCUCUCAUGUUCUUCUGGCUAUUCGAAAGCGAGAUGGGUUGCGCGUUGUUCUGAAAUGUUAUGAUGCAGACAGUACUUUACCUGGUAUGUUCGUUCAUGUGCGUUCAGAAGGAGAUGAACCAGUCCUAAGAGAAGCUUACUUUCUGAAAAAGGUACAGAGUGUGAGCGGUUGUGUCAAAAUGCUUGAUUAUUUUUUUGAACCGUUGAAAAAUCAGCACGUCAUAGUUCUUGAGGAUCUGAUUUCGUUAGGAUAUACCAGGCUGACCCAAGAGAUUCUCAGCAACGACGGCUUUCUCUCUGAAUCGUCAAUCUCAUGGAUCAUGCGUGAAACUAUCAACACUUUGCAACAAAUCCACAGUCUAAAUGUACUCCACUGUGAUAUUAAGCCAGACAAUAUUCUCAUCAAUCGUACGAAGAACCAGAUAAAAUUGUUGGAUUUCAAUAUUGCAAAUGAGGUGAUAUCGCACGAGUUGCCAGCACAGAAUUGCAAAGCUAUUGGCUGUACACCAGCAUAUACUCCACCUGAAGUGCUAAUUCAGCAGAGGCCCUGGACACCGGCUAGUGAGGUUUGGUCUGUAGGAGUAAUGGCCUUUGUUCUAUUGUGCAAGAAAUUUCCAUUUGAUGAUCCACUCAAUUCGUUUCGUAUGCCGCCGGCAUACCCCGAAGACUUAAACACCACUUGGGAAAGGGACUCUCGGGACAAGUCAGUUCACCGAACGAACGUCAAACCAAGAUGCCAGGGUUCAGUUUCGUGUCUCUCUCUUAAGGCUAAAGAUUUUUUGAUUUCGUGUCUUCACAGGAAACCUCAGUGCCGGUCUAGUCUUCAGCGUCUGUCUGCGCAUCCCUUCCUUUCUCCAAGCCAGAUUCGCCUCAGUUUUAGCACGAGUUUUUUGCAACAAGAGGAACAUAUGUGCGUAUCUACACGAGUUCUUUGA